Molecule: messenger RNA, 681 nt
Organism: Aspergillus tubingensis
Lineage: Eukaryota; Fungi; Ascomycota; Eurotiomycetes; Eurotiales; Aspergillaceae
Product: LysM peptidoglycan-binding domain-containing protein
Exons: 1
Coding region: 1-681 (226 amino acids)
Source: RefSeq, a predicted model, not a curated record
AUGUACUUUUUAUCCCUCGCAGCAAUGCCUUUCCUGGCGUCAGCAGCCACGGCCGCGCCUACCUGCAACCGCUCGCACCUAAACAGCACCGUUGGUCUCUACACCGUCCAAGAAGGCGACACCAUGGCCAGCGUCUCCAACUCGGUGAACCGCGGAAUCUGCGAUAUUGCCCGACUCAAUCGCAUGGCCGAUGCCAUGAUCCCCUUUUUGACAGGAGAACAGCUGCUCAUCCCCCCGGAGACAUGCACCCCCGACAACUCCACGUGUCUGCUCUUUCCUAGCCACAACGACAACUACGCCGACUGCGUUUCCGGUGGUCCUCACACCUACUACACCGUGAAGGGUGACACUAUCCGGACUAUCGCCCUGAGACUGAACAUCACUGUCGACGCCCUCUCCGCAACUGCUCAGGGUGGAGUCAGUGAUCCUGAUGCACUGGUGCAGGUGAACAAUGAGCUGAAGGUCCCUCAAUGCAGUCCUAGUGCGUGUGAGGUCGAGCCGUACCAACUUAUUUACGGCACCUACAAAGAUCUAGCGGACAAGUUUGGCUCCACUGUGGGCCAGAUCAUGGCGUUUAACCCGACUUAUAAUCACUCGGAUGUAGCUAGGGGUGAGGGUGCCGUUAUUACUUUGCCCAAGAACUGCAGGAACUUGGGUGAUAAUGUUACUGUUAUUUCUUAG